CUGAUUUGUUCGUAGCAGGUUUAUUAAUGAUAGCCUCAAAUCAGAAACUGCUUUUGUGUCUAUCAAUAGUGGAAUGGAUUAAAAACAAAACAAGCAAAGGCCUCAAACCUGUGGUAUAGUCAUGAAAUUGAGUAUUACAAAAUAAAAUUAAUGAAUAAUAAAUAGGAGCAAAAUGAUGUGUCACAAGCAUGUUUAGUGAGUGAACAUAAAAAUUAUAUAAUUUAUAGUUUCACUUGCAUAAAUGGUGAAAACAGACAAAACUAACCUUUGGUGGAAAGAAUCAAAACCGUGGCAGCCUCUUUUCAAAUACUGACUGGAAAUGGGCAUCAGAAAACGUGUUUCUGCCAGAUCUUCUAUAUGCCUGAUGUGCAUUCACUCGAUGUACUUUGCGUAUACUAUUUUUGCAAAUAAAACUGAGAUAAAGGGAAAAUAACUCGAGAGAAAAUAGGUAGAAAUAGGUAGAGUUGGGAUAGAAGCCUUGGAAGCUCCCCCAGUACCUUGCCCACCUGGCACAGGCCGAGGAAGUCCUGGGACAAUGCUGUGAGUGACCUGAGGGCCGUCCAGGGGAGCCCCGCCAGCCCAUGCUGGCGCCCGAGCUGCCCGCCGCCAUCUGAAUAUGUUGCAAAGACAGUGCUAGCCUGGCAACCGGUGACGCUCCACGCCCCACCCCGACCCCCACUUCUACCCAAGUAGCGGCAACGCUAGAGACAGAUGCCUGGGCGGCAGCGGUUAAGUCUGGCACUUGGCCAGGCGGUGAAAGGAAAGGACAGGAACUGGCCGUUCACCCCAUCCCAGUUCCACAGAGAACUCAACCACUAUGGCCCCUGAGCGGACCUUCAGGCCUGGUGGGCUGUGCUCUGUUCCCGCAAACCUGACGCCAUCCAGGGGAGCUCCGCCUUCCCGCGCCAGCGCCUCAGCUGCUGCAGAAAACUGCAAAACUGCAAGUUGCACACGGGCAGAGAUGACAGAGCAACCCCCGACCCUCCGCGCCACUCACCCUACCUGCACACCUGCCACGCGGACCCUGGGGCAGGUGCCUGGGCGCCCAAGUCAGGCAGUCCGCACAGCAGCGGCACCAGGGUGAAAACCUGCUGCUCAGUACCAUCCCGGUUACCACGAAGAGCCAGCCCCGGCGGCCCUUGCGUUCUUGGAGGAGGCCAAGUCAGAGCAACCCCUCAAGUGGGCGGGCGAUGCACUUGACCCUGAGGACAUCAGGUACCAGGCCCGCCAGCUCACGCCGGCAUCGGAGCCGCAUCUGCAGUCUAGACGUGGUGCACUGGCAGCAAGUGACUGGACACUCCAGACCAGGCCCGCCCCGCAGUAGUGUGGAUCCUGAGGCCAGACCCCCAGGCGGCAAAAUCAGGCAACCGGCCCCGUCAGCAGCCGCUGUUUGAUCCGUGUGGAUACAGAGUGCCCAGCGCCAGGGCCCAGGAUCCAGAAAGCUGUCCAAGAGGAGCGGACCUUGAGGCCAGGUAGGCUGUGCGCUCUGCGGCCCUGAGGCCAUCCAAGGUAAGCUCCGCCAUCCUGCGCCAGUUCCAGAUCUGCAGCUGCAAACCGCGCGUGUGGCACUGGCAGCAGUGAGGGCGGGUGGGGGAAGGAGCAGCCCCUGACUCUGCCUCCAUGCCUCUCCAGCUACCUGACACUAGCCACACAGACUCCAGGGCCAGAGCCUCAGCGUUCAGCCAGACAAUCCGCGAAGCCACUCAGGCGGCCGCGGAGUGCCCUUGCCAGCGCCCUAUCUCCCUUCCGAGGAGGAGCGGGGCGGGCUGCAAGGCCAGACAGGCCCUCCUUCUCAGGCCGGGCUGGCUGCGCGCCUGCGAUCCUGGGGCUGCCCCGGCGAUCCCAGGAGAACCGGCGAGCCCAUCGGCGCCCGCCCAGAGCUGCAGCCCCACCUGCUGGCGCGCGCCGCCAGGGAGCGUCUUCCGGUAGCCCGGCAGCAACUGCAGUGCAGGCGCGCGCCCAACGGCUUUGCGAGGCUCACUCGGUCUGAGAGGUCAGAGGCUGCGAGUGUCGCUGCUGAAGGCUGUGGUGGACCGGGCUGGAUCGCGGAUUGUGGAGUAGAUCAUAGAUUUGAAAUAGCGGAUUUGGGGUUGGAUCGGGGCUUUGGGGUUGGAUAGGGGAUUUGGGGCUGGGUCGGCCGGGGUCGGGGAGGGGGGUGGUGAAAAGGUGACAGGGAGCUGCCCCCGCUCAGGAGCCGGUGGUUGGGGGUCUGAGAAGAAGUCACCACUAUGAAGUUAUUCGGCUUCGGGAGCCGCAGGGGCCAGACGGCCCAGGGCUCCAUAGACCACGUCUACACGGGUUCCGGAUACCGAAUCCGGGACUCCGAACUGCAGAAGAUCCACAGGGCAGCUGUCAAAGGCGACGCCGCGGAGGUGGAGCGCUGCCUGGCGCGCAGGAGCGGAGACCUGGACGCCCUGGACAAGCAGCACAGAACUGCUCUACACUUGGCCUGUGCCAGUGGCCAUGUGCAAGUGGCCACUCUCCUGGUUAGCAGAAAAUGCCAGAUUGAUAUCUGUGACAAAGAAAACAGAACGCCUUUGAUACAGGCUGUCCAUUGCCAGGAAGAGGCUUGUGCCGUUAUUCUGCUGGAACAUGGCGCCCAUCCAAACCUUAAGGAUAUCUACGGCAACACUGCUCUCCAUUAUGCUGUGUAUAGUGAGAGCACCUCACUGGCAGAAAAACUGCUUUCCCAUGGUGCACAUAUUGAAGCACUGGACAAGGACAAUAAUACCCCACUUUUAUUCGCUAUAAUUUGCAAGAAAGAGAAAAUGGUGGAAUUUUUAUUGAAAAAGAAAGCAAGUACACAUGCCGUUGAUAGGCUGAGACGGUCAGCUCUCAUGCUUGCUGUAUACUAUGACUCACCAGGUAUUGUCAGUAUCCUUCUUAAGCAAAAUAUUGAUGUCUUCGCUCAAGACAUGUGUGGACGAGAUGCAGAAGAUUACGCUAUUUCUCGUCAUUUGACAAAAAUUCAACAACAAAUUUUGGAACAUAAAAAGAAGAUACUUAAAAAGGAGAAAUCAGAUGUUGGAAGUUCUGAUGAAUCUGCAGUCAGCAUUUUCCAUGAACUGCGUGUGGAUUCAUUGCCUGCAUUGGAUGACAAAGACUUGAGUGUUGCUACUAAGCAGUGUGUCCCCGAGAAAGUGUCAGAGCCUUUACCUGGACCUUCGCAUGAAAAAGGAAACAGAAUAGUCAAUGUACAAGGAGAAGGGCCUCCUGCAAAACAUCCUUCCUUGAAGCCUAGCACUGAAGUGGAAGAUCCUGCUGUGAAAGGAGCAGUACAAAGAAAGAAUGUACAGACAUUCAGAGCAGAACAAGCCUUACCAGUGGCUUCAGAGGAACAGCAAGAAAGGCAUGAAAGAAGUGAAAAGAAGCAACCACAGGUCAAAGAAGGAAAUAAUACAAACAAAAGUGAAAAAAUACAACUUUCAGAAAAUAUAUGUGAUAGUACAUCUUCCGCUGCUGCUGGCAGAUUAACCCAACAAAGAAAGAUUGGGAAAACGUAUCCUCAGCAAUUUCCCAAGAAGCUGAAGGAAGAGCAUGAUAGAUGCACCUUAAAACAAGAAAAUGAAGAAAAAACAAAUGUUAAUAUGCUGUACAAAAAAAAUAGAGAAGAAUUAGAAAGGAAAGAGAAACAAUAUAAGAAAGAAGUUGAAGCAAAACAACUUGAACCAACUGUUCAGUCACUAGAGAUGAAAUCAAAGACUUCAAGAAGUACUCCAAAUCGGGAUUUUCAUAAUCAUGAAGAAGCGAAAGGUCUGAUGGAUGAAAAUUGCAUUUUGAAGGCAGAUAUUGCUAUACUCAGACAGGAAAUAUGUACAAUGAAAAAUGACAACUUGGAAAAAGAAAAUAAAUAUCUUAAGGACAUUAAAAUUGUUAAAGAAACAAAUGCUGCCCUUGAAAAGUAUAUAAAACUCAAUGAGGAAAUGAUAACAGAAACAGCAUUCCGGUAUCAACAAGAGCUUAAUGAUCUCAAGGCUGAGAAUACAAGUCUCAAUGUCGAACUGUUGAAGGAAAAAGAAAGCAAGAAAAGACUGGAAGCUGACAUUGAAUCUUAUCAGUCUAGACUGGCUGCUGCUAUAAGUAAACACAGUGAAAGUGUGAAAACAGAAAGAAACCUAAAACUUGCUUUAGAGAGAACACAAGAUGUUUCUGUACAAGUAAAAAUGAGUUCUGCUAUUUCCAAAGUAAAAGAUGAGAAUGAGUUUCUUACUGAACAACUUUCUGAAACACAAGUUAAAUUCAAUGCCUUAAAAGAUAAGUUCCGUAAGACAAGAGAUAUUCUCAGAAAAAAGUCAUUGGCUUUAGAAACUGUACAAAACGACCUAAGCCAAACACAGCAGCAAACACAGGAAAUGAAAGAGAUGUAUCAAAAUGCAGAAGCUAAAGUGAAUAAUUCCACUGGAAAGUGUAACUGUGUAGAAGAGAGGAUAUGUCACCUCCAAUGUGAAAAUGCGUGGCUUGUACAGCAACUAGAUGACGUUCAUCAGAAAGAGGAUCAUAAAGAGAUAGUAACUAAUAUCCAAAGAGGCUUUAUUGAGAGUGGAAAGAAAGACCUCGUGCUAGAAGAGAAAAGUAAGAAGCUAAUGAAUGAAUGUGAUCAUUUAAAAGAAAGUCUCUUUCAGUAUGAGAGAGAGAAAGCAGAAGAAGUAGUAAGUAUCAAGGAAGAUAAAUAUUUUCAAACUUCUAGAAAGAAAAUUUAAACAUUUGGUUCUGGAUACAUGUUGAACUUAGUUGAAUAUAAAAAUCUAGAUAAAAAGUGUGUUUACCAUACUGUAUAAUUCCAUUUACAUGAAGCAUCCAGAAAAGAUAAAUGUAUAGGGACAAAAGGUAGAUUAAUGUUUGUGAGGGGCUGGGUCUGGAAGCUGGUAGUGACUGCUAAUGGGCAUGAGGAAUCUUACAGUGAUGGAAAUGCUCUAAAGUUGGAUUGUAGAGAUGGCUGCACAACUCAGUAAAUGUACUACAAAUCUUUUAACUUUAAGUUAAAACAGAUACAUUCUAUAGUAUGUAAAU
Gorilla gorilla gorilla (western lowland gorilla) is the source of this 5010-nucleotide messenger RNA. RefSeq names its product putative ankyrin repeat domain-containing protein 20A2. Gene Ontology annotation, molecular function: protein binding. The record is from RefSeq and is a predicted model, not a curated record. NCBI's taxonomy places the organism in Eukaryota, Metazoa, Chordata, Mammalia, Primates, Hominidae. The transcript is spliced from 15 exons. Bases 2229 to 4700 code for a protein of 823 amino acids.